Mobula hypostoma (lesser devil ray) is the source of this 768-nucleotide messenger RNA. Its product is annotated as homeobox protein not2-like. Gene Ontology annotation, cellular component: nucleus. Gene Ontology annotation, molecular function: DNA-binding transcription factor activity, RNA polymerase II-specific; RNA polymerase II cis-regulatory region sequence-specific DNA binding. Lineage: Eukaryota; Metazoa; Chordata; Chondrichthyes; Myliobatiformes; Myliobatidae. Gene Ontology annotation, biological process: brain development; neuron differentiation; regulation of transcription by RNA polymerase II. The coding region runs from base 1 to 768 and encodes 255 amino acids. The transcript has 3 exons. The record is from RefSeq and is a predicted model, not a curated record.
AUGCAGGCACCGGUUCUAACUCUGGGUGGGCUUGUGUGCCCACCGCCCUGCCCCUGCUCUCCUCUCCGUACGGACCACAACUCGAAACCAACCCAGCGCAAGACUUUCACCAUCGACGCACUGCUGUCCGCCGCCGAGAUCUCGCCCUCCUCACGGGAGAGGCAGGCGGCUCCUCUCUGCCCGCUCGGAACCUGCGUGCUGGCUGCUACUGUGCCCGGGGCUAACCGGAGCCCGCCGUCUCUCUACCCGGCCCUGGUGUAUCCCCGCCCGCUUCACCCCCUCUACCACGGAGCUCCCCUGCUCUACCGCCCUGCCGGCUGCAGAACAGGACAGUGCUCGCACGAAUAUCCACUGCCCAAGGCGUCUUUCCCGCUCAAACCCAAAGCUGCCAAAGUCAAGCGGGCGAGGACCAUCUUCACUCACGAGCAACUCGCCCGGUUGGAGAAGGAGUUCGCCCGGCAGCAGUACAUGGUGGGCUCCGAGCGGUUUCUGCUGGCAUCCGCCCUUCGUCUUAACGAGUCCCAGGUGAAAGUCUGGUUCCAGAACCGCAGGAUCAAAUGGAGGAAACAAAGCCUGGAGCAGCAGCAGGCCAAGCUGGCUGGGCUGGGCACGGUGCCUCCCCAGCCCAGAGCCAGCUCCCCGAGCAGGGAGCACAGCUCCAGUCCGACACCGCGGGUACAGCAGACAGACUCCCACCCGCUCAGCCCUCUGAGCGUCGAAGGCAGUGGGCACCAACCAAAGCAACCUCCCUCACUGUUAAACCCAUAG